Molecule: messenger RNA, 1849 nt
Organism: Neocloeon triangulifer
Lineage: Eukaryota; Metazoa; Arthropoda; Insecta; Ephemeroptera; Baetidae
Exons: 6
Coding region: 175-1425 (416 amino acids)
Source: RefSeq, a predicted model, not a curated record
UUAGCGGGAAUUCGUGCAGGUUCCGGCAUUAGUUGCAUUUCGCACACAUCAUACAGGCGGCUCGGAGGCUGUCAUUGCUCAUUGCCAGUUCAAAAUCAAACAAAUCGAAGACAUUUGCACCCCGUCGCAGGGUGUGCUCUUUUGAUUUUGCAAUUUCAUCGUCUUGGCACUGUUAUGGAUCCGCCACUGCAACCCUCAAAGCUGGAAGAGCCAGAGCAAGAGGCCUUAGAGGCCCCAGAGCAAAAAAUGGUUCAAGAUGAAUCUAAACCUAUCUUACAUUCAGCAAUAGCUAGUAUCAAGAUGAAAGAAAAAGCGCAAGCUCAACGCAAUCGGAAGUCUUUGGAAGUGCUGAUCAAAACGGGCGCCAUGCAGGAACACAAUGCACAGCUCACCGCAGAAAUUGCUGCCAAAGAGGAAAAGCUGAAUGAACUGACAAAUCAGAUUGCCAUGAAGUCACUUGAGAUGAAAAUGAGGGAAUUUGGGAAAAAAUGUGUGAUUGAAGCUCGAAAGCUUUACUGGAAACUGGAGGAAGAACAUCUCAAUAAUUCAUACAAAUUCUAUGAGGACAAUUGGGAAAAACAAAGGGCUGAGAUUCAGGCAAUCUACGACCAAGCCGCUGAAGUGCGUGCGGAAAAAGUCAGUGAGGAUCGCAAGAAAAAUAUCUUUGAAUUUGUCAGCUUUGACUGGGACAGUAUUGAGCCAAAGAGUUCCGCAGCAGAACCUGUAACUGAACCCUUUGAGCUUGUGGAAAUCAAUUCGGAUGACUUUGAUUCUCAGAAAACUGUUCAAUUCUCGCCAAACACUGAAAAAUACUUCACCAAACAGAGUGACUUUGCCAAUUCAGGUGCUUCAAAGUUUGAUAAAACUGGACAAUACAACUGGGAUUUUGAGGAAAAUACUAGCCACUGGACUUCAUAUGCAAAGCCGCCGUUGGGAAGUCGCGCAAAAGGAUUCUCCAAUUUUCAAGGCGGUUACGUAGACAAAAGACAGGCCUCUGAAUUCACCAAUAGACAACCCACUUUAGGAGGCGGAAUUUCCAGCCAGCAAAAGGCGACGCUCCAACAGCGAGGUGCCGCUCCCACCGAGAGAUCAAGUUUUCUGCCGACAACAAGCCAAGCCUCAGGAUAUAACCAGAAACCAGUGACGUCACGAUGGGUCACCUCGCAGUUUAGCGUGGACGCAGCAGCUUCCAGUUCGGGCGCAUCACAGGCCGCCCAGAAAUCAAAAUUGAGCAACGUAGAUUACAAUUAUGAUGAUGGCGGCUUCCUCGACUGGGACGAUUGGGACGACUAUGAUUUUGAUGAAUUAGAGGCAAAUUUGAAAACCGACCAAAGCUCAAUCCAAAUAGCAGCUCCACCUGAGAAGAAACAGAAGCCGAAGAUGACUUUCAAGCCAAAAGUGCCCACUUUGAAGAACACUAAAUAGCAGUGUUAUCUCUCUGUGUGGGAUACAUUCGAAUUAUUAUUAUUUUUAUAGAAUAAGGAAAAACUCAGUAUCUAAAGUAUCUUUAAUGUUGAGGAUAAAUGAUGCAGGACAAAAGUUACUACUUUAUCUCAGUUAGAAAAUAACUUGUUUUGCAGAUUAUUCUAAUGAGUAUUUUUAGUUGGAUGUGAGCUGCAGUAAAAACAAACUGCGCAAUACAUACUUGAGAAAUUUCUUGACAUACAUUGAUAUCCAUGCAAAAGAGUCGACUGGGCUUUGGAUAUGCACAUCUCCAGCUGCAUAGUUAUCACAGUCAUAAAAAUAUCAAUUAUAAAUGAGAUUUUGAAUUCAUUGUUCGGCGCAAAAACGCUAUGUUUUCAGGAAAUGCUAUGGUUACUGGUGCUAUAAAUUAAUCUAAUCAUUAAUA